CAACGACUGUAAACAUCACAUGACCACGACCAACUUACUGCGUUCUGUUUUUGUGCUUUGUACAGUAGUCUCGUCUCACUUGGUAACGCGUAAGGACGAAUAACUUUGUGAGGACUUGGUUACCGACUAAUCAUGACGACUGCCGCACUCAUCGUUGCUAUUGUAGCAGCGACAUGCAUGCUGCCAGGAGAAAGUGCUUUGUUGGGGUCAAAGACCUGCACCUAUGGGCCAAGCUACUGGUGUAAUUCACUUCCGAAUGCCAAGGAAUGUGGGGCUGUCAGGCAUUGCAUCCAGACAGUAUGGGAGAAGCAGGGUUUACCAGAGGAUAAUGAUGACAUUUGCACACUUUGCAAGAAUAUGGUGCAAGAGGCACGUGAUCAGCUCCUCAGCAAUGAAACACAGGAGGAAAUUCGUGAAGUUUUCGAAGGAUCUUGUGAACUCAUUCCCAUCAAGGUGAUAGCAAAGGAAUGCAUAGCAUUAGCUGAUGACUUCAUUCCUGAACUCAUUGAUACUCUAGCAUCCCAGAUGAACCCUCAGGUAGUCUGUGCAACGGCUGGUCUUUGCAAUUCUGUCAGAAUUGAUAUUUUGCUUCGUGAACAUCAGCUGAGUCAUCCAAAGGAAACCAAUUCUUUGGCAUCUUUGCCUCCUGCUGAGACUCCAGGACCCGGCGACUGUGAAUCUUGCAAAGAUUUUGUAUCACGUACAAUUCGCUUGGUUAAAACUCAUUCGCGUGCAGAGCUUUUGGACAGGCUUUUGGCAAUCUGUGGUCAGUUAGGUUCUCUCUCUGAUGGCUGUGCAGCAUUAGUUGAAGCCAAUUUCGAUGAUAUCUACCACUUCCUCACAGAGCAACUCACUCCUGAUGCUUUCUGCGACCUUGUUGAAAUGUGCGAGAAUAGAAUGCAUCAAAGUGGAACGUAUGUUCGACCUCCUUUGAAACACACAGGAGAUGAAGUAUGUGAUUUUUGUGAAGCAAUAGUCCGACACUGGCGUGAUGUCCUUACAGCUAACACCACUGAAGAAGAAUUUAAGCAGAUUUUGGACGGGUUGUGUCAUCAGACUGGGAAAUUUAGCAAGAACUGCCUAGCACUUGUGGAUGAAUAUUACUUGCCAGUAUACAACUUUCUCAUGUCUGAAAUUCAACCACAGGAAAUAUGUGAAGCUGUUGGAUUGUGUGGUUUUAAUUCCGUAUUUAAGAAGGAUUACCCUGUUUGGACACUACUUGAUAGUCAUCGUGAAGUUAUACCUCAGAUGGACCUCCUGCCAGCUGUUCGGGUUGACAGUGAAGGCCGUCACAUGACAGGCAUGGAUGAGGCUGCCAUAAAUGGUUACGCUGAUGAUGAUGAUGGUGAAGAGCUGCCUCGUGUAAAGCUUUCCAGAGGGGGCAUAAGUGUUGCCUCUGCUGGGAGUAGUGGUGUAAUAGGAGCUCCUCUUGGCAAGGGACAUGUUAGGGAUGAUAACAUGUGUGUAAUGUGUGAGUUUGCUGUUCAUUUCCUUCAGAACAUGCUGGAACAGAAGUCAACUAGGUCACAAAUUGAGCAGGCCGUGGAUCAACUCUGUGGCAUGUUGCCCCACACCGUUGCUGAAGAAUGUCAGGAUUAUGUUGAUGCAUAUGGUGACCAGGUUAUUGAACUUCUUGCACAGGAAAUGGACCCAAAACAGAUCUGCCCUAUGUUGCACCUAUGUCCCUCUGAGCAACAGCUUGAGGAAACUUCUGAUGCUCAUGUUGAGAAAGAGGACGUGACUUGUGUUAUGUGUGAAUAUGCCAUGACACAAUUAGAGGAUAUAUUGCAGGAUCAUAAAACUGAGGAUAACAUCCGUAAUGCGCUGGACACCUUGUGUAGUUAUCUGCCAAAAGCUGUGAGAGCUGAGUGCCAGGUAUUUGUGGACACCUACACUGAUCAGAUCAUUCACAUGCUUAUCAAUGACUUGUCUCCUGAUGAAGUGUGUGUCCAACUUGGUCUCUGCAAACCCAAGAAACCUUCAUUGCCACAACUAGAUAGUUCUCAUCAGUUGCCAAUUUCACGCAUGUUUUUGUCUCCACAGACACCAAAAACACAUGAUGGUUUUGAAACAACACAGUCGGCUGUCUGUGUUAUAUGCGAGUUUGCAAUGAUGCAACUAGAUGAUAUGCUCUCUGAAAAUGCAACUGAAGGUGAAAUUAUUGAAGUGGUUGACUAUGUCUGUGCCCAUUUACCUGGAACUCUUGCUGAUGACUGCAUUGGUUUCAUUGAGGAGUAUGGAGAUGCAAUUAUCAAGCUCUUGGUUCAUGAACUUAGUCCAAAGACUGUGUGCCAGCAGAUUAAUCUAUGUAAGGCACCAGGUUUUACAGGUAUUAGAGCUGUAGUAGAUGUGCAGUUGGAUAAAUGUCAGAUUUGCAAAGGUGUGGUCAGCUAUGUGGACGCAAGGUUGAGAGAAGGUGAUGUUACUGUUGAAAUAGACACCAUUUUGGAGGAAGUCUGUGAUGUUUUCCCAAAGGAUGUUGAUGAUGGGUGCCGAAGUAUUGUUGAAGUUUAUGGGCCUUAUUUGGUGAACCUUUUGGCCGAACUUGGAGAUCCAGAAAAGGUAUGCCAAGCCUUGAAAUUAUGUGCUUCCAAAGAUGGUAUGAAACUUUUGGGAGCUGAGAAGUGCACAUGGGGACCUUCUUACUGGUGUCAGUCUCAGCUUCAUGCUUCUGCUUGCAAGGCCACUAUUCACUGCAAGACAAAGAUCUGGAAGGGAACAGCCCCACUGAUUUAAAGGGAAUUUGGACAUCACUUUUACAUGCUAUUAGUGUUGUCUUGCAUUGUCAAUAAAAUUGUUGACAAUAGUAAUA
Messenger RNA from Macrobrachium nipponense, 2812 nucleotides. RefSeq names its product prosaposin-like (gene Sap-r). Lineage: Eukaryota; Metazoa; Arthropoda; Malacostraca; Decapoda; Palaemonidae. Gene Ontology annotation, biological process: sphingolipid metabolic process. Gene Ontology annotation, cellular component: lysosome. The record is from RefSeq and is a predicted model, not a curated record.